ACAAUUAUUUCAGUUUCAAACGCUUUGUGAAACCGUACAGUACCGAGAACGAGCGGUAAAGAGUUCGGGAACAUAAAUCAAACGGGAGAAACGUAAACCAGAACCCACCUCUGCAGUCAUCCUUCCUUCGUCGUGAAAAAUUUAUUUCCAAUAUUGAAUUGGAACUUUGCGUAAAUCAUACAUUUCCACAAAAACUUUUUAAAUUUCACCGGUGAAAAUUUAAGUCCUACAUCGGCAACAUGAAUGUUCUACUAAGAAAAAGCUCGCAAAUGCUCAAUGCCAUAAAACCAUCAUAUUCCACAAAUAUUUGGAGAGCAGCCAGCCAUCAGCAGCCACGACAACCCGUGACUACGCCAGAGAAACGUUUGGAGAGAAAGCAGCCCACAUUCAGCGAAAGAAGUCAACUGAAAUACGCCCGCCGCCUGGUCGUAAAGCUUGGAAGUGCUGUUAUCACCCGCGAAGAUAACCAUGGCCUUGCCCUUGGACGUCUGGCCUCGAUUGUUGAGCAGGUUGCAGAAUGCCAUUUGGAAGGUCGAGAAGUUAUGAUGGUAACCAGUGGUGCCGUGGCGUUUGGAAAGCAAAAACUGGCUCAAGAAUUAUUGAUGUCAUUGUCAAUGCGAGAGACGCUUGCUCCUAAGGAUCACUCCAAAGAUGAAGACGGCUUCUUACUGGAACCCAGAGCUGCGGCUGCUGUUGGCCAAUCUGGCCUGAUGUCAUUGUACGAUGCCAUGUUUGCACAGUAUGGUGUGAAAAUAGCACAGGUUCUUGUCACAAAACCAGACUUUUAUAAUGAUGAGACGCGUAACAAUUUAUUCUGCACCUUAUCGGAGUUGAUUAGUUUAAACAUUGUUCCGAUCAUUAACACCAAUGACGCUGUAUCGCCACCUAUGUUCAUUGUGGAUGAUGAUCUUCCAGCAGGAUCCAAAAAGGGAAUUGCCAUUAAGGAUAACGAUAGUUUGUCAGCCAUGCUUGCUGCCGAGGUGCAGGCAGAUUUGCUGAUUCUCAUGUCGGAUGUUGAUGGCAUUUACAACAAACCUCCAUGGGAAGAUGGCGCCAAGCUGAUGCACACAUAUACCACCAACGAUAGUCGUAACAUUGAAUUUGGACAAAAAUCCAAGGUCGGUACUGGAGGUAUGGAUUCAAAAGUUAAAGCUGCUACAUGGGCCCUUGACCGUGGUGUGAGUGUGGUCAUUUGCAACGGCAUGCAAGAGAAAGCCAUUAAGACUAUAAUUGGAGGCAGGAAGGUUGGAACAUUCUUUACUGAAUCAACAGAUGGUUUUACCACUCCCGUGGAGGAACUUGCAGAAAAUGCACGCAUUGGCAGCCGUCAGUUACAAAGCUUGACACCCCAGCAAAGGGCCAGCGCUGUUAACACUUUGGCUGAUUUAUUGGUGAGCCGUGAGUCGUUCAUUCUGGAGGCCAACGCCAAGGAUCUAGCGGAUGCACAACGCAAUGGUCUGGCCAAGCCAUUGCUGUCACGUUUGUCCCUGAACACCGGCAAAUUGAGAAAUUUGUCAGUCGGAUUGAAACAGAUUGCCGAUUCUAGUCAUAAUAAUGUUGGCCGUGUUCUAAGACGCACCAGGUUAGCCGAGAAUUUGGACUUGACUCAAGUAACUGUUCCAAUUGGUGUUUUGUUGGUCAUUUUUGAAUCUCGUCCAGAUUCAUUGCCUCAGGUUGCCGCAUUGGCCAUGGCAUCGGCCAAUGGUUUAUUACUAAAGGGUGGUAAGGAAGCCGCCCACAGUAACAAGGCCCUGAUGGAGUUGGUCAAUGAGGCUUUGGCAUCAGUUGGUGCUGAAAAGGCAGUGUCCUUGGUUUCAACGCGCGAGGAAAUCAGCGAUCUUUUGUCAAUGGAUGAUCAUAUUGAUCUUAUUAUCCCCCGUGGCUCUUCCGAUUUAGUUCGUAGUAUUCAACAACAAUCGUUGCACAUUCCUGUGUUGGGCCAUGCCGAAGGUGUAUGUCAUGUAUUUGUUGACAAAGAUGCUGAUAUUAAGAAGGCAUUAAAGAUUGUUCGCGAUGCCAAAUGCGACUACCCAGCUGCCUGCAAUGCUAUGGAAACCCUUCUCAUCCAUGAAGACCUAAUGAGUGGUGACAUUUUCAGCGAUGUAUGCAACAUGCUGAAACGUGAAGGAGUCAAGAUCUAUUCCGGUCCCAGACUUAAUCAACAACUAACCUUUGGGCCACCCGCAGCCAAGAGCUUGAAACAUGAGUAUGGUGCUUUGGAGUGCUGCAUUGAAAUUGUUAAGGACUUGGAAGAUGCCAUCAAUCACAUCCACACAUACGGCAGUGGCCACACUGAAGUUAUUGUAACUGAAAAUGAUUCUGCUGCUCAACUUUUCCUUAAUAGCGUCGAUAGUGCUUGUGUCUUCCAUAAUGCCAGCUCGCGCUUUGCUGAUGGCUUCCGCUUUGGUUUGGGUGCUGAAGUGGGAAUUUCAACGGCACGCAUUCACUCUAGAGGACCAGUGGGUGUGGAGGGUCUACUUACCAGCAAAUGGGUGUUACGCGGCAGUGACCACACAGCAGCUGACUUUGCGGAAGGCGGUAACAGAACCUGGUUACAUGAAACCAUUCCAGUUUAAAUGGUGUAUGGCAACAUCAAGCUCUUCUCCCUGAUAGACAUAUCUUGUUGUCUAUUUUUCAAUUAAGUCUCCUCAAUUUGUUAAAAAUUAAAUCUUCAUUAGCUCAAUACGAUUACCAAAAUAUA
Molecule: messenger RNA, 2701 nt
Organism: Stomoxys calcitrans (stable fly)
Lineage: Eukaryota; Metazoa; Arthropoda; Insecta; Diptera; Muscidae
Gene: P5CS
Product: delta-1-pyrroline-5-carboxylate synthase
Exons: 12
Coding region: 240-2576 (778 amino acids)
Cellular component (GO): cytoplasm; mitochondrion
Molecular function (GO): ATP binding; glutamate 5-kinase activity; glutamate-5-semialdehyde dehydrogenase (NADP+) activity
Source: RefSeq, a predicted model, not a curated record